AAACCCAGUCAGACCUGACCGGGGCUUGCUCGCUCCCCUGCGCGCUCACGCACGCCUGCACGCCUCCGCUGCCCCACUGCUUUCCUGGUGUUCCCCAGGGACCAUCAAACCCGUCCUGCCGGCGGGAGCCAGUGCCUGGGUCGGGCUCGCCCAGCUCUGUGCCGGGAGCCGUGGCUGUGUCCCGUGGGAGCCCUGGUAGCCAGCAGUAGGAGGGUGAGCUUUGGCUGCUGUGGACCUUGUACGUUGUGCUUAGAGCGGCUGCUUCCUGUCUUCGCUGUCAGCUCCGUGGCUGGAUUCUGCCUCCAACACCCUUCUUCUUCAGCGUCGCCGGCCGGGGCGGGAGCUGGGGCCGUGUUUCAGGUCCUAUGUCGACCUCCCCUGUGCUGGGAAGUAGGAGGGUUUGGCGGCUCGCCCCGUCCCGGGGAGCUGGGGAGCCUGUCCUGAGGAUCGGCUGUGCCAGCCCGGCGGCAGCGGGCUGGGCAGCUGCCCUCGCUGGGGGAGCGGGAAGAUGAGCGGAGGCACGGCCCAUCUUCUGACGGCUCUCUUCGUGGCGACGGUGGUGAUGGGCUACCCAUCACGGCGGUCUGCCACCGACCUGGAUGCCACCCCCAGGACGACGAUCACCUUUGACGACCUGUUGGGUGUCCGGCGCUUCAGCGCGCACACCCUCAACUACAGCACCCUGCUGCUGGAGGACGACCGGGGCAUCCUCUACGUGGGCGCCAGGGGAGCCAUCUUCGCCCUCAACUCCAGUGACGUGGCCGACGGCUCCCACCGCACGAUCCGCUGGGAUGCCUCCCCGGAGACGCAGAUGGACUGCCUGCAGAAAGGCAAAAACAACAAGACUGAGUGCUUCAACCACGUGCGGUUUCUGCAGAGGCUGAACAGCACCCACCUCUAUGCCUGCGGGACCUACGCCUUCCACCCGCUCUGUGCUACCAUUGAUGCUGACAGGUUCACGUUGCCGUCCCACUUUGAGGAAGGAAAGGAGAAGUGCCCGUAUGACCCUGCCCGUGGCUACACCGGCCUCAUCGUGGAUGGUGGCUUGUACACGGCCACACGCUAUGAGUUUCGGAGCCUCCCCGACAUCCGGAGGAACCUGCACCAGCGGCCGCUGAAGAUGGAGGAGUCCCCGCUGCACUGGCUGAACGAUGCUGAGUUUGUGGCCUCCAUGCUGGUCCAGGAGAGCAAGGACAGCCCUGUGGGCGACGACGACAAAAUCUACUACUUCUUCACGGAGCGGGCAGGCGAGGAGACCACAUCGUUCUUCGACAAGAGCCAGGUGGCCCGAGUGGCCCGGGUGGCCCGUGUCUGCAAGAGUGAUGUGGGGGGGAAGAAGAUCCUGCAGCGCAAGUGGACAUCCUUCAUGAAGGCACGCCUGGUCUGCUACAUCCCCUACUAUGAGGUGCUGCGCAGCGUUUGCAGCCUGGAUGGGGGCAGCUGGGCCAACACCGUCUUCUACGCCACCUUCACCCUCUCAGCACAGUGGAGGACCAUGGAGGCCUCGGCCGUGUGCCGCUACAGCAUCUCAGCGGUGCAGCGCGCCUUCGAGGGCCCCUACAUGGAGUACCAGGACUCGGCUCGCAAGUGGUCCCGCUACGACGGUGCGGUGCCUGAGCCCCGACCCGGCUCCUGCAUCACCGACCGCUCCCGCAGGAAGGGCUACAACUCCUCACAGGACCUGCCCAACAGCGUCCUCGACUUCAUCAAGCUGCACCCACUCAUGUUUGAGGAGGUGAAGCCGGCCGGCGGGGAGCCGCUGCUAGUGAAGAAGAGUGUGGCGUACAGCCGGCUGGCCGUGGACAGGGUGCGGGCCCUCGAUGGCCGCUCCUACGAUGUGCUCUUCAUGGGGACGGGGGAUGGCUGGAUCCACAAGGCCGUGGUGGUGGGCUCCAGCAUCCACAUCGUGGAGGAGGUGCAGGUGUUCAGGGAUCCACAGCCCGUGGAGAGCCUGGUGAUCUCCCACACCCAGAGGAGCCUGUAUGUGGGGGCAGCCAGCGGGAUCCUGCAGAUGCCCCUGGCCUCCUGCGCCAGGUACGCCUCCUGCUACGACUGCAUCCUCGCCCGGGACCCCUACUGCGCCUGGGACGGCAGGGCCUGCCGCGCCACUGCCACCGCGGCGGACAGCACAGGGCUGGUGCAGGACAUUCCGAAUGGCAACGAGGGAUGCCGGAGCAGCUUUGGGCGUGUACGUGUCCCUGCAGGCUCCCUGCCGUGGAAGAACCGGACGGUGCUGCAGGGGGAUGACGUGCUGCUGCCCUGCGACCAGCGCUCCAACCUGGCGCGAGCCAUCUGGCUGCUGAACGGCAGCGAGGUGCCGGGCGCGGGGCAGGACCGGCUGCGCGUGGGGGUGGAUGGGCUGCUGGUGACGGACACACUGCCGCAGCACAGCGGCGAGUACCGCUGCUACGGGGAGGAGCGGGGUCUCCGGACGCUGCUGGCCGCCUACAGCCUCACUGUGCUGCCCGAGCUGCCCCGCAGCUCCACAGCCUCCCCCCAGCCCCACACUGCCAGCCAGGUGGCCGGCGACAUGAAGGUGGCUUACGUCUCUGUCAUCGUCGCCUUGGUGGUGCUGUGCGCUGUGCUCAGCGCUGUCCUCCUCUACGUGUCCUGCCUGGAGAAGCGCAAGGGCAAGUAUGUCCUGGGGCAGCCGCGGCCAGCCAGCGUGGAGCUGCAGACUGUCUCGGCCAACUGCCUGCGCAAGGGCCACCGGGAGGAGGAGGAGGAGGAGGAGGAGGAGGAAGAGCUCGCCUACCCCGAUGGCUGCCUGCGGAUCAUCCCCGGCGAGGCGCCCACGGCUGCCACCUCCCCAGUCAAGGAGCUGCCAGCUGCCGUGCCCCCGCUGCCGCCGCCACCACCACUGCCGACCGAGCUCACCAACGGCGUGGGGUCUCUGCCCAACGUCCUCCGCAAGAUGAACGGCAACAGCUACAUGCUGCUGCAGCAGCAGGAGGAGCCGCUGGCCUCGCCACUCUACAGCGCGUCCUUCACCGAGGAGCUCAGCAAGAUCCUGGAGAAGCGGAAACACACGCAGCUGGUGGAGAAGCUGGACGAGAGCUCCGUGUAGGGGCCGGGAGGGGGGUCCUGCCAGCGGGACCCUCCUCCCCUCUGGCCCCUUCUCCUGCCCCCUGCCAGCAGUGUUACAAGACUCAGGCAAAACUACCUCCUGGAUGGCAGAGCUGGGCCGGGCCCAGGCUUGGCCGUUCCUUUGGCUUUUCACUCACUUUUGAGACUCGCUGUACAGAAAAAGAGAAAAGAAAAAGAAUCUAUUUAAAUUUGGGAGCUCUAUUUAUGUAUGAAAA
This is a messenger RNA of Grus americana (Whooping crane), 3302 nucleotides long. It is a transcript of the gene SEMA4G, whose product is annotated as semaphorin 4G. Gene Ontology annotation, molecular function: semaphorin receptor binding; chemorepellent activity. NCBI's taxonomy places the organism in Eukaryota, Metazoa, Chordata, Aves, Gruiformes, Gruidae. The transcript has 15 exons. The record is from RefSeq and is a predicted model, not a curated record. Gene Ontology annotation, biological process: neural crest cell migration; negative chemotaxis; semaphorin-plexin signaling pathway. Bases 509 to 3067 code for a protein of 852 amino acids.